Molecule: messenger RNA, 1556 nt
Organism: Cannabis sativa
Lineage: Eukaryota; Viridiplantae; Streptophyta; Magnoliopsida; Rosales; Cannabaceae
Exons: 3
Coding region: 580-1263 (227 amino acids)
Source: RefSeq, a predicted model, not a curated record
AUUACGGUGGGUGCAUGAGCUUGUAUCUGGGGCCCUCUGUUUUGUGCAGAGUGGCCUUUAAUCUGACGCCCGUACAGAAUAGUUCUUGCUGCUGUUGUGUUGAUACCACACCCCAGUAUCUAUUCUGUCUGCUCAAUCGUCGAAAACAGACCCUAAGACGUCACUCUCAGCUUCUUCUUCUCUCUUCCUCAAUUCCAUAAUUCCAUAGCCUCUUCUUCUAUAUGCUGUUGGUUCAAGCUGACUCUUUGAUCCUCACGAGGCUUAUACCAUUUGGCCAUCAUGCCAUGCUGCUGCCAAUGACAAAGCCAUUUCUCAUAACAAUCAGUUCUCUUUCCUUUUUUAAUAAAGUGUUUUACUAAACCCCAAAAACCUGUAUAUGGCUUCCUUAUAAAGCUUUGUCAUUCUCCUUUUUCUUUGGUCUUAUAUCCUUAUCCUUCUUUAUUGUCUGGUGGGAUUCGUUCUCUGUCUUUUUAAGCAUAUUGGUAGAAACGACACUUCUUUCUCUCUGAAGUAACUUCUCUUCACCCUGAAUUCUCCUGGUACAUCAAUCUGGUAUUUCAGUAGAGAAUAGUAAGACUCAUGGCUCAACAGUUUUGUUGUGUGCAGGAAGAAGGGUGGCCACUCGGACUCAGACCACUUAAUGCCAGGCUUGGGUUGAUAAGUACCCUCGAUAUUUCUGGAUCAGCAUCAUUCAACACUUCUCUAACUGCUUCUCCCACCUCCUCCACCAUAUCUUCCUCAGAUCUUGAUACAGAGUCCACUGGAUCUUUCUUCCAUGACAAGAGCAAAACACUGGGGAAUCUAAUUGGCGUCUCUAGUAUUUUUCAACUGUCCCGAAGAUCCACUAGAGGAAGAACACCAGAAAAUUUUAGUGGUGGAAAGAUCCUCAAAUCCAAGCCUUGGCUCUUCUCAUCACUUUGCUCAAAGCUAACCACUGAUGCUGUGACUGACUCCAACAGCACUCCUUCUCUUGGCCACUUUCUAGAGACAGAGAGGACUAGAAGUAGAACUAGUGGUAGUAACAUUCACAAGAGGAGGAGUCAAAGUCCACUCUAUUAUGGACCUAAUGAUUACUCCCCAGUUCCCACUAUUUCGAACGUGAAUUCGCUGUUUGUUGACGGCUUAGUUGCCCCAUGUCCAUCCACUCCUUCUGGCUCUAUCAGUAGAGUUAGACCGCAAACUGAGUUAUUAGAAGGUGGUAAUAAUAAUGGCUUUGGAGUUUCCUUAGUAAUCCCAUGUUUGUGUGGACAAGUCAUAAAUUGAUGAGUUUUCAAAAUAGAACAGCUUUUGAAUGUGGUGUCAGUUAUGUGUUGGAACAUAGUUUAAGGAGGCUGUCUCUCUUAUUUUGACUCUAUGAGUUGGUUUUGAGGCAAAAUGUUUACUGUUAAUAGUCAGUCUUUUGAGGUAUAGCCUAGUAUAUUAUAUUGUACCUGUUCUCUAAUUUAAGGGUGUCUUUCGAAAGAUUCUUUAACACUACUUUCGUGCAUCUUUCUGUACGCUAAUUUUUGUUUUAGGCUCACUUUUUACAAUAAAUAAACUAGCAUAAGGUUUGGGGA